Umbelopsis ramanniana AG is the source of this 1102-nucleotide messenger RNA. RefSeq lists its product as uncharacterized. The coding region runs from base 196 to 843 and encodes 215 amino acids. The record is from RefSeq and is a predicted model, not a curated record. Lineage: Eukaryota; Fungi; Mucoromycota; Umbelopsidomycetes; Umbelopsidales; Umbelopsidaceae. The transcript has a single exon. Gene Ontology annotation, molecular function: protein N-terminal-serine acetyltransferase activity; protein-N-terminal-alanine acetyltransferase activity.
UGUGAAAUUAUUUUUUUCGUGUUCCUUUUGCCGUAUGUGAGUCAGAUUCACUGAGCCGUUAUUUGGUUCUCAUAGACAUACCGCUUACUUAAAAUGAGUAAUCUUUAAAAUUGGAGGUCCGGAACGAUAAAUACCCAAUAUCUCCCUACCGAAUAAUCAAAGUCAUUUUGACAAGAUUGCAAUAUUUAUCCAAUCAUGAAGGUUCAGGCUACGCCAGUAGGGUCUCCAGAAGAGUUUAAUGUGGUCAUUCAACCAAUGAUCCUGGAAGGCGACAAUCUUCGCCUCGUUCCGAUUUACACCAAACAAGAUUUUGAAAAGUUGUACGAGACAUAUUCCAAAUGUCCAGAAGUCUUUCGGUGGUAUCCCGAUGGACCAGCAUCCACGCUCGAGGAAUUUGUCGACCUAUACGAAUUGUUUCAAAAAGACAAGAAUCGCCAUACUUUCGUAGCCUAUGACAAAAAUUCUAGCCCGGAACGUGUAAUUGGAUCCGUGCAGUACCUAGACUUGUACCCUUCCCACAAGAGAAAUGAGAUUGGUAGUAUCUGGAUUAUGCCUGAAAUGCGUGGAACCUAUGCUCUAAUUGAGAUGAACUACCUUCUGUUAUUUCAUGCUUUUGAUAUUCUCAAGUUCCAUCGCACGCAGUGGAAGACCCAUCACGAGAACAUUGUCAGUCAAAAAGCCGCUACCAAGCUUGGUUUCACGUAUGAAGCUACCUUCAAGCACCACAUCAUCAUGUACGAUGGAACCACUAGGAACUCGAUGUUCUACAGUGUUGUGCUUGAAGAUUGGCCAUCGGUAAAGGAAAAUCUUGACGCAAGGCUUCUCGCGUUUAGGAAACAGUAGACAUCCGUCAGUGCUUAAAGUGAUAGACGCUACUCGCACCAAUCGUUAUAUAGAAAAGAGAAGUAACAAGUUUUAGAAAUUUUACUGCGCGGCGAUUCUUUGAGAAGGCCUUUACGUAGUUCAACCUCAAUUUCAUAACCCCCUAUAAAAAAACCUUAACAUUGUCAUAAUUAUGAAAUACACAUAAUAACGGAAGUCGCAGUAUGUUGACCGUUUCCAUUUAGUUUCAAUAAAAAUGUCCCCUGAUAGCACCUUUAAA